AUGGGGGAGAAGAAAAGGCCGCGAGAUGCGGAGGAAGCAGCAGCAGACUCAGCAGCAGCAGCAGCAGCACACAGCAGCAGCACCGCCCCCCAGAAGCAGCAGAAGGAUGGUGAGGAGCAGCAGCAGCAGCAGCAGGAGAAAGAAGAGAAGGAAGUAACAUUUGCUUCUUUAGGUUUAUGUCGUGAAUUAUGUGCAGCAGCAGCAGCAGCAAAAUGGCAGAAACCAACAGCAGUGCAGCAGCAAGUAAUACCAUUAGUGCUGCAGCAGCUGCAGCGGCUGCAGGGUGUACGUACAGUGCAGCACAGAGAUAUAAUUGCUGUUGCCUCUACGGGGAGCGGGAAGACAGGAGCAUUUGUGCUUCCUUUGCUGCAGUUGCUGCUGCAGAGCAGCAGCAGCAGAUACAGCAGCAGCAGCAGCAGCAGCAGCAGCCCAUUUGCUGUUAUUUUAUCCCCUACACGCGAAUUAGCGCUGCAGGUAUUUGAUUGGGUACAGGCAUUAACAGCAGCAACAGCAGCAUCAGAGAAGACAGCAGCAGCAGCAGCAGCAGCAGCAGCAGCAAUUCGUGGUUGCUGCUGCGCACUA
This is a messenger RNA of Eimeria maxima, 582 nucleotides long. RefSeq lists its product as hypothetical. Lineage: Eukaryota; Apicomplexa; Conoidasida; Eucoccidiorida; Eimeriidae. The record is from RefSeq and is a predicted model, not a curated record. The transcript has a single exon. The annotation marks the transcript as partial. Gene Ontology annotation, molecular function: RNA helicase activity; ATP binding; nucleic acid binding.